Molecule: messenger RNA, 1279 nt
Organism: Coffea eugenioides
Lineage: Eukaryota; Viridiplantae; Streptophyta; Magnoliopsida; Gentianales; Rubiaceae
Product: E3 ubiquitin ligase rnf-5-like
Exons: 3
Coding region: 324-986 (220 amino acids)
Biological process (GO): ubiquitin-dependent protein catabolic process
Cellular component (GO): endoplasmic reticulum
Molecular function (GO): ubiquitin protein ligase activity; ubiquitin-like protein conjugating enzyme binding
Source: RefSeq, a predicted model, not a curated record
ACCCCCUAGUUUUAACUUUUAACCUCCAAAAGAUGUGUUCCAACCAAUUCGGUCCCUCCCCAGUCCCCUCCCUUCUUUCUCCCUACUUCGAUUGUCGAAGUACAUAUUUGCUGAAAUAGAUAAGCCUCUCAGAUUGGAUCUGUCUAGAGGAUUCUUUCCCUUUGAGUUUUCUGGGAAAAUUGUGGAAAGAGGCUGGGGUUCAAGAGCAAGAGUGAUAUAUCUAGAUGGAUAGUGUCAGAGAAAAGUGCACUAUGUGAUUGCUUUUUUUACCCUGCUAGGCUACGUAUGAGCACUUCUUAGUACUGAAAUGAGUUUUGAGAUUCAUGGUAGUGGAUAUGGAUUGUGGGACUAGUGAAUCAGUGGAUACUUCUCACUCAACUGAUGAGAAUGAUGAGGCUGGUGAUGUUGGUGAUUUUGAAUGCAAUAUCUGCUUUGAUUUAGCUCAAAAUCCCGUUGUGACACUUUGCGGCCAUCUUUACUGCUGGCCUUGCCUGUACCAAUGGCUGCAAGUUCAUUCGUAUUCUCACGAAUGUCCGGUUUGUAAAGCCAUAAUAGCUGAGGAGAAACUGGUUCCUAUAUAUGGAAGGGGCAAAGGAAGAUCAGAUUCAAAACCCUUCCAAAUAUCGGGAGUUAAUAUUCCAAAUCGGCCUAUUGGGCAAAGACCACCAACAGCUCCGCCUGUAAAUAUGAACUACUUCAGACAAGAUCAGUUGGAUCCCAUGUCAACUGCAAGGUUUGGAAACCUAACGCUGUCUGCUCUUUUUGGCAUUAUUCCAGCUGUUUUUAGUUUUCAGAUGCAUGCAAUGCAUGAUGCCACUGUCUAUGGGGCAACGACAGGAGUGCCCUAUGUGUUUUCUAGUUCAUUCCACGGAGGAUACUCUCAUGGUUUUCAUCACCAUUCAACUCAAGUGGAGGGGAAACUGGUGUUUUGGAAGAUAAUUGCCCUGCUUGCUGGCUUCUUAAUACUUUUGCGUCUAAUUUUUUAGGCGUUCGAUUUCAGAAGUUGGUAGUCAUGCUAUUGUAUAUCGAGAGAACUGUCUAAUGCACGCACGUUUGCUUGAUCUGUGGUCGAAAUGUCGACUUAGUUCUGAAAGUGACAUCCUCCUCUGUUCGCAUUUCAUAUCGAAUCAGCGUUUGACUUGUGCUCUUUGCUUUCCCUCGACUCAACGUAGAUGAUUACAAUAAUGCUUGCUGCUUGUUGGAAAAUUAAGAAAAUUUGAAAAUUAGCUUUGAAUUUACCAAUUUGGUUAAUGUCACUACUACUUCAGACUUCUUCUUU